Messenger RNA from Periconia digitata, 1074 nucleotides. NCBI's taxonomy places the organism in Eukaryota, Fungi, Ascomycota, Dothideomycetes, Pleosporales, Periconiaceae. The record is from the annotation of a GenBank genome assembly.
UUUGCAACUCACACAGUACCCUAUAUUUCAUCAGGCGAACUGUAAAAUUAAAAUGGGUAAAGACCACCCAGACGCAGACCUCUUCCCAGAAGCCACAGGUCCCGCGAAGCACACCGUCAAGCGCGUCUGGAUCGCGCUCGAAGAAAAAGGAAUCCAAUACCAAUACAUAGAAGUAAACCCGUACCACAAACCAAAAUCGCUGCUCGAUCUCAAUCCGCGCGGCCUCGUCCCAACACUGCAGUACCAGGAGAAGCCGCUGUACGAGAGCACGGUGCUCUGUGAGUUCCUCGAAGAAGCGUUUCCGGACCACGCGCCACAUCUCCAACCUAGCGACCCGUACGAGCGGGCACGCACGCGGAUAUGGACAGAUUUUGUCACGUCGCGGGUGAUUCCUGGGUUUCAUCGUUUUCUGCAGCACCAAGGGCAAGAUGGUUUGAAAGAGAAGCGGAUCGAAUUUUUGGGCUAUUUGAAGGAGUUUACGCGGGAGAUGGAUGGGGAGGGUCCGUUUUUCUUGGGGAAAGAGUUUAGUCUUAUCGAUGUUGUUAUUGCGCCGUGGGCUGUGAGGCUGUGGGUAUUUGAUCAUUUUAAGGGUGGGGUGGGGAUUCCGCAGGAGGGAAAGGGUGGAGAGGAGGAAGGGGUUUGGAAGAGGUGGAGGACGUGGUUGAAGGCGGUAGAGAAACGGAGGAGCGUGGUGGAAACGCUUAGUGACAGAGAGCAUUACUUGCCUAUCUACCAAAGAUAUGCCGAUGACAAGGCACAGAGCGAGCUAGCAAAGGCAACGAGAUCUGGGCGAGGCGUUCCAUAGUGUAUCUGUUUAAGAUAUCGUGGGGCUUUGCUAUCAAUAGCUUAUAUGCGAUAUGAAAUCCUGUCUGCCACAAUCAUCCCGUCUGAUAUCUUGCCUUUACUUCAUAUGUCAUAAUAAGUAUAUCACGUACCCCGAUGGCGAGGAAAGUAAAGAUAGAAAUUGCUUGAUCGUACGUGGUAUGACUGUGCGGGUGACUCGUCAACGUUGACAGCGGAAAGCCAGCGAUAUUAACCCAUGCUGAGUGGGACUUUUACGCCUUUAGCACCACA